Penicillium verrucosum is the source of this 240-nucleotide messenger RNA. RefSeq lists its product as uncharacterized. The transcript is spliced from 2 exons. NCBI's taxonomy places the organism in Eukaryota, Fungi, Ascomycota, Eurotiomycetes, Eurotiales, Aspergillaceae. The record is from RefSeq and is a predicted model, not a curated record. Bases 1 to 240 code for a protein of 79 amino acids.
AUGCAAUGGAUAAAGAACCACAGCUCAGACCAAGUCAAACCAUCAAACAACACCCAUACCCUGACUUGUACUUAUCCCAAGGUCAGUCAGCGAAUCGCAAACGUGGUUUUCUGGAAGCUGGGUAUUGGCCCCGGAAAACCCGCACUCGGCGGGUCCCAUCUGCUCCAGUCACUUGCCAAUACCGAUAGUAUCACUCUCGCUGCAGGAUUGAAUAUUGAGUCCGGACUUUUGUCAGGCUGA